This is a messenger RNA of Aspergillus alliaceus, 1601 nucleotides long. Its product is annotated as amino acid/polyamine transporter I. The record is from RefSeq and is a predicted model, not a curated record. Gene Ontology annotation, biological process: amino acid transmembrane transport. The transcript has 5 exons. Gene Ontology annotation, molecular function: L-amino acid transmembrane transporter activity. Lineage: Eukaryota; Fungi; Ascomycota; Eurotiomycetes; Eurotiales; Aspergillaceae. Gene Ontology annotation, cellular component: membrane. The coding region runs from base 1 to 1518 and encodes 505 amino acids.
AUGGCACCUACUUCGAGUCAGGUCGUUGAGCCGACCCCAGACGAACAUGAUGGUCGCAAAAUAGAGGGUGGAGUCCAGUGUACUCCUGGAACGGGGGAGUUGGAUUUCGAUGAAUACACUCGAGGCGGACUCGGUCGGCAUUUGGGUGUUUUCUCCACCAUUUUCCUUAUUGUUGGUGCGGCCUUACUCCUCUGGGUAUUGGGCCUUCUCCUAGCCGGGGCUGGCCUCUGCGUAUGGCUCGAGUUUGGGUGCAUGAUGCCACGCAGUGGAGGAGAAAAAGUGUAUCUCGAAGCGGUUUAUCGCCAGCCGAAGUUACUCAUUACCGUUGUAUUUGCGGUGCAAGCCGUCGCUUUGGGAUUCACGGCCCAAGGGUGUAUCGUCUUUGUGUCGAAUAUUGUUGUCGCGACCGGAAAGAAGGCAACGGAAUGGCAAGAACGAGGAGGGGCCAUCGCGGUCAUCGUCUUCAUCACUCUAGUGCAUACCUUUUUACCAAACUGGGGAGUUCGGGGCAUGAACGUCAUCGGAGUCAUGAAGGUUAUUCUUCUAUUAUUCAUUGUUGUAACAGGCUGGGUCGUUCUGAGCGGUCGUGUCUCGAGCGUCCCUGACCCGAAUGCUAGUUUUCAUAACUCAUUCGCCGGGUCGGCGACAUCGAGUAACCUCUAUGCGACAGCGCUCUUCAAGGUGCUGAAUUCAUAUUCUGGCUGGUCGAAUGCAGCAUAUGUCCUAAAUGAAAUCCGGAACCCCGUUCGCACCUUGAAGAUCGCGGCGCCCAUUGGACUAUUCAUCUGUGGGACCCUGUACGUGUUGGCCAAUGUGGCAUACUAUGCAGCAGCAACGCCUAAGGAAAUUGCCAAUAGUGGCGUGACAGUGGCUUCAUACUUCAUGGGUAAGGUGUUCGGAACUGCAGCCAAGCGAGCCCUCAGCGUCCUCAUAGCCAUCUCCGCAUUCGGCAACGUAAUGACGGUGACCUUCGCUCAAGCUCGAGUGAAUCAAGAACUGGCCAAAGAAGGCGUCAUCCCAUUUCCCAAAUUCUGGGCCUCGAGCUGGCCCUUCGGAUCGCCGUCAUCCGGUCUACUGCUACACUUCAUCCCAUCGUUCAUAAUAAUCGUCGCAAUCCCCUUCGGUGACGCUUACAAUUUCAUCCUAGACUUGGAAGGCUACCCAUCCAGCGUAAUCAACUUCCUCGUCGCCCUCGGCCUAUUCUGGCUUCGAUACACAGCCCGGGAUAUACCACGCCCUUUUAAAGUCUGGUGGCCAGUGGCCCUAUUCUUCAUGGUAGGACAAGCCUUCCAGCUCGUCGCACCAUUCAUUCGACCCCCGGGUGGGAAAGGCGAUACAUCGUUGCCAUAUUGGUUAUCUUCUGUGGUUGGAAUCGUGAUUCUGUUUCUGGGCGUAGUCUACUGGGCAUUCUGGCAGAGGGUUCUGCCCGCGAUUGGGAGGUAUAGGCUUGCACCUGAACAUGCGGUUCUGUCGGAUGGGACUACUGUGGUUGUUUACCAAAAGGAGAAGUGUGCAUAGUGUGAGGAACUCAGUUAAGGUGUCUCCGCGUUGUCGUGGGAUGUGGAUAAUGACUUAAUUCGUGCAUUAAAUUUAUUGAUGUG